Molecule: messenger RNA, 1199 nt
Organism: Rhodofomes roseus
Lineage: Eukaryota; Fungi; Basidiomycota; Agaricomycetes; Polyporales; Fomitopsidaceae
Product: peptidase A4 family-domain-containing protein
Exons: 3
Coding region: 203-988 (261 amino acids)
Biological process (GO): proteolysis
Molecular function (GO): glutamic-type endopeptidase activity
Source: RefSeq, a predicted model, not a curated record
GCCCGAGUCCAAUUCUGGCGAGGGUGUGGGGCCAUAUGGUGAGCUACAGGGAGGGAUCUGCCGCCGGGCGCAGAACACACUCGACGCGAGUAUAAAUGGCCCGCUGGGACGAGGAGGAGGAGCAGGUCCCUCGGUCUCGACAGCCCCUCGACCCGACAGCCCCUGCGCCUCUAGUGCACCUCUUCCCACACCCGAGUACAGGAUGUUCGCCGCUUCGCUCCUCGCCUCCGUGCUGCUUGCCACCACGGCGCUCGCCCGCCCGUCGGGCAUCGCCGGCCGCCUCGCGCGCCGCCGCACGGGAACGCACCUGAGCAAGCCCGUGCAGCUCAUCGAGCACGCGGCCACCUCCAACGUCUCCAACGUGGAGUACUCCAGUAACUGGGCCGGCGCUGUGUACGAUUCAUACCCCUCGGGCUCUUUCACGGCUGUGACGGGCACCUUUACCGUCCCCACGCCGAGCGCGCCCUCCGGUGGCAGCGGCUCGUACUCUGCCUCCGCCUGGGUUGGCAUCGACGGUGAUACCUGCGACACCGCCAUCCUCCAGACUGGCGUCGACUUCACGAUUGACGGUGGCAGCGUGUCGUACGAUGCCUGGUACGAGUGGUACCCAGACUACGCGUACGACUUCUCUGGAAUCAGCUUCAGCGCGGGUGACACUGUGAAGCUGACGGUGACCGCGUCGUCGACGACGUCGGGCACGGCGGUGAUCGAGAACCAGAGCACGGGCCAGACGGUCACGCAGGAUAUCACGUCGUCGUCUGCGCUCUGCGAGGAGAACGCGGAGUGGAUCGUCGAGGACUACGAGGAGAACGGCUCGCUCGUGCCGUUGGCUGACUUCGGCACCGUCACGUUCACCUCCGCGUCCGCGACCACCACCUCGGGCUCCGUCGGCCCCGACGACGCGACCCUCAUCGAUAUCGAGCAGAGCAACAAAGUCCUCACGUCCGCGUCGGUCUCCUCGAACGAAGUCACAGUCAAGUACGUCUAGAAUUUGAACGCUUGGUAAGACAGAUGGACGUGGAAGGGAGUUCGAGUAGAGGUUUGGAGGAAAGGACUUCUUUGCGCUCAUCUUCGAUGGCGAGUUCUGGUUUGACGCUUCUGGGGGAAAGAAUAAAAGGAUGUAUGUACUAUCGACGAGUCAACGUUGCAUUGACAAUUGGCUUCUCAUACUCACGACAGAGCCGAUCUCGGCGGAUCAG